Messenger RNA from Trypanosoma cruzi, 3459 nucleotides. RefSeq lists its product as uncharacterized. The record is from RefSeq and is a predicted model, not a curated record. The transcript has a single exon. The coding region runs from base 1 to 3459 and encodes 1152 amino acids. Lineage: Eukaryota; Euglenozoa; Kinetoplastea; Trypanosomatida; Trypanosomatidae.
AUGAGGCCAUUUUUUACUGCGGCAGGUGAAGAAGGGCAGGAAAAAAAAGGGGAGGAGGCAACAGUUAUAAAUGAAUUGCCAAGUGACACUCCCGCUGCAUGCAUGGCGGUGGAUAUUAUGAAGCUUGGCUACAAGAAUACCAUUAAACCUCGUAUUCUUUUGAUCCACAAAGAUGGCCUUUUGUUUCUAUCGACUUCACCACCACCAUGUGAACAUGAUGAAGGGGUAUCGAAGGUGGAUGGCAGGAGUUCUUUUUUAGAUUACAGGGUAAGGCGCUUUAUUCCUCUGUGUGCGAUUGAUGCGCUUACUCUAUAUGCUCGUGGUACGGUGCUGCGUAUCCAAGUAAUGCGUGAGCAUGAUGUCGUUAUUUGGAGGAGUGAAAAAACCACCAUUUGCCGUGAAUUAAAGAAUGCGGGCCUGGGGAUAUUGACGGUUGCCAAUCGUAUUAUUGAGUUGUAUGCAUCAGUCUCCUUGUCGUCACUUGUCUUGCACUCUGUGGAGGACUUGACCCUUCCUACUUCCCUGCAGUUGUCUAAAAAUGACAUUGGGCGUAUGUUUUUACUUGCUGAAAGUUACGCUCCUUUGCAAUCACGUUUUGUUCGGCGUCGCCACACAGCGAGGAUUAUGAAGAUUGUAGCGUGUGAACACCGCAAGGAAUGUGACGGAACUGAAUGCAUUGAUCUGCGUCGGUGUGCAGAGAUGUGGGGUGGCGGUGGUGGUGAUGAGGAGGAUGGCUUAGGUGUUGAGGUGGGCGUGGUGGUAAAACUUUUCUCCUGGAACGCAGUAAAAGUGACACGAUCUUUUUGUACUAUCACAUGUAGAGGGCAGUCACCGCAUUCCGAUGCGUUGCUGUCGUUUGUUCAGGAUUAUCCUGUUGUUGUUAUGAUGGAGAAGGUACGAAUGGUCUCCAUGGCAACCUCCAUCGUCUCUCGGUGGCCACCGACGGACGAUGUCGUGAAGAUGCGUCGCUCAAAACACGACAGGGAGGACCAGAAGGACAUUUUGGACGCGCGGCAUGAUGUUGUGUACGAUGCAACACCCAUUGCUGGCACACGGAGUCUUCUUCUUACGAAACACGAUGUAGUUCUGUUUCAUGACGAGGCUGGUGACGCUCAAAGGAGCGGGGCUCUUGUUUACUCCCUGUACAGCUUGGCCAGGAUGGGCGUGGAGUUGCCCUGCCACGGCGAGGAUGCGGGGGGUGGCAAAUUAACGAUGAUUUUUGAGGGGCGUGCGGGAGGUCAAGACAUGCCGACAAGGGCGACGACCCUGCCAGCGGGGGAGAAGGAAGAAGAAGAAGAGGAGGAGGAGGAAGGUGAGAGAAUCCAGCAGACGACGAUUGUCAUGGAGUUUCCCACUCCUCCUUCACGUGUCGACAGGUGUGAGGGGGACUACCGGGAGCAAUUAUGUACCGCCGGCAUGAUUGCGAAUGCCAUUUUAGUUUUGUUGGGGUGUGAUGGGAUUGACGUUCCCGUCCUGGUGCGAUCCCCUUCUUCUUCUUCUUCUUCCUUUGAGACGCGUUUCUCAUUGGCGGAGAACGAGGAGGAUGAGGGUGAUGAAGACACGGUUCAUGUUCUGGAAAAGAAACACAGGAGAUCGUUUCCGGAUUUUGUACGGGAGCCACGAGACUAUCGAAGGCCUGUGGGCGUCAUUCCACGGCGAUUUGCAUCCGACAAAACACUGUUAGCGCGACAGGUGCUGCGUCUCACCGCCAGGCGAGUCUGGAAAACGUGCCUUCUGGUUGUGACACCCAACAUACUUUUUGUGUGUGACACGACGACUCUUGUGCGUCGCCGCAUUUUGUUUUCAACGCUUAUGGGGAUGAAGCUACUGUUGCAUCAUAGUGAGGGCCCGCUGCUGUUGAUGUGCAUCUACGGCGAACACGACCUUGUUUUGAAGCAGCACUCUACUACACCGUCGUGGCUGCCACUCAACACGGUGGCAGAUGUCAUUGUGGGAGAACAUCCAAUGAUUUUUCUUGACGAGGUUAGUCUUGCAGGCGCAAGGGGAAAGUUGAAGAAUCUUUUGAGGCGUCGCCUUUUAAGGCCUCCAAGACGAUGUGCAUCCGUUCCAAAGCAUAAAAUGUGGUUUCAUGCGUAUUUAAGUAAUGCCUCCAUGGAAAUGUUUUAUGACGCAUUGAGGCAAGAGAGGAAGAGGAUGCAUCCAAAGGAGGGCGCACAGCAAAUAGAUACAUCGUCGCCAUUGAUCUCUUCUUGUGAGAGAAUCAGUGAGGGGUCGAUAAGUGACCCGCGAGUCUUGCAUUUGAUUGAGAAGUUAAUGACAGAGAGUCUGGUGGGUCUGUGGCGAGGCACCAUUUUUGUUAAUUUCAAAUUAAAGGAGGAGCAAGAAGGGGUGCAUCCAACACAGCAUCAAAGACGCAUGGGACUGGAUGAGGAGGCCGAUUAUCAAAAUGGUGUCAUGUCGUUUACCCGGGAACUUCAGUCUCGAUUACUCACCCCGGUGUGCAUGGAUAUGACUGAGAACAGUGUUUUACAUGUUUGCGACGGUGUGGUGUGCGAAGGUCAAGCGCAAACGAUUUCCACGAAUACAAGCGGUGGGGGUGAGCUACGCGGGGUUCAGGCAACUCUUCGCAUGCAAGAGAAACAACCGUACAACACAGUAGCCGUGGAGCAGGAUGGCGUUCAUGCGUUAUUCAGGUAUCUGCCAAACACCAACUUGGGCAGUUUUGCACGCACUGAGCUUUUGAACGCGGGGUUGUUUCCCUCUGGUGUGGACCUUCUUGCUACUGAGCGGAGGGAUAUUUUGGUUCCAGGGAGGGGAACUGCAAUGAAUAAGAAACACCAGUCUUUCUCGCUUUUUCCAUUUCACCUGAGGUCGCGAUUCUUCUCUUUGGAGGAUUUAACCCCCAUGACGACAGCGCCAGCAAAGUUUAUUUCCUCCUCUCCAUCAACGCCUUUACUUUUCCCAUACAGAAUAGCGGAUGAUGUGGCGCUUUGGGCGCAUGAAGUGCCCAAUCCUUUGUUCUUGAUGAACAUUGGGCCCACAUGGACGAUGGUUCGUUUUCAGUGCAAUGAUGAUGCAAUGAUUUGUGUAGGGAACGCAGCAUUUGUACGCCACGUUCAUCGCACAAUGCGUUCUGUGACAUUUUAUCAUACGGAAGACGAACGCAAUACCGUUACUUGCUUUUUUUACCCUGUUAAUCAAAAUGGCAACGCAUCGUGGUCAGAGGACAAAAACAAUCCUGCGCCGUGUUGGGGCAAGACGACCCAUGUACGUCGUUUAUUACAAGAUGUCCUUUUGGUGCCAUUUUCUUCAUUUUUAUUGCAAGAUGAUUUUCAUGGGAUUUUUCAUUAUGGAGCCAUUCGGCUUUUAAAUGACACGGUGUUCUGUCGUGUGGGUCGAUAUCGGUGGUUUGAGAUUCCUCUCCCAUUGCUCAUAAAAGACUGGGGUGGGGGGAGUGGGGUUGAGAAAAUGACACGAUUCUGUCAGUGUAGCUGUUGA